AUGACGCUCGAUCCAGAUAGCUUAGGGAAGGACAAGAGGGGUUGCUCUGGUGCAGACAGUGGUGUUCACACUCCACGUAGGAUAGCAACCCCGCCGCCGCCUGCUGACCGCGCCCGCCUCGAGGUUAAGCACAACGUGGAACAGGGCGGCUCGCGGCGCCCUACAUCGAUGGCGCGCCAUAACGACGUGUCGAGGACAGCAGGGUUGGACGUGGAUGCGCUGGACGAUCAGCUACGGAGAGUUAGUCGUACGCAACGGGAGGCAACGCCAGGAGCCAGUCCGCAUAGGAAGCGGCAGAGGAUAAAUGGCGACAGAUUCAUUCCAAGCAGGAGCCAGGACCUCCAAGCCGACUUCAGCCUUCACCAGCCAGGCACCCCCUCCAGCGCGGCAAGGGCUAAGCGACCUUCUCACGGCGAGCUGAAUUUCCAACGAACUGAGCAAGCAAACCGGACAUACAACACGCUGCUCCGCGCUGAGCUUUUCGAGGGCACAGCUGCACAGGCGACACCACCAACAGCAUCUCCAGAUCACGCUCUGCCGGGGCCCUCGCGGUCUGCGCAUGCUAAUGACGGCACGAGAGCUCAUACGCCGCCUGCUAACCCCGCUCCUUCAUUACCCCCCACCAUGACCCCGUCUACACCACACAAGAACCUGUUUUCCUACAUGUCGCCUCGCCAUCUCAGCGGCGUAGGAGGCCACAUGACUCCCUCCAAGACGCCACAGGGCCGCCACGGCCCGAAUCUGGACACGAGAGCGGAGAUCUACAGCUUGUCGCCCGUUAGGUUCGGCAGCCAGCAGAUGCUGCUCAGUCCUAGAAGGCAGCCGAGGGCGGUGAGCAAGGUGCCAUACAAGGUGCUGGACGCUCCUGAGUUGGCAGACGACUUUUAUCUUAAUCUGGUCGACUGGGGCUCGGCCAACGUCCUGGGGGUCGGGCUCGGCUCGAGCGUCUACAUGUGGAACGCGCAGACGAGCAGGGUAAACAAGCUCUGCCAGCUCGAGGACGACACCGUCACAAGCGUGUCCUGGAUCCAAAAGGGGACGCACAUCGCCAUCGGCACGGGGAAGGGCCUGGUGCAGAUCUGGGAUGCGGAGAGGACGCGGCGGUUGAGAACUAUGACUGGACACACUGGUAGGGUCGGUUCUCUGGCAUGGAACUCGCACAUCCUCACCUCGGGAUCCCGUGACCGCUUGAUCUACCACCGCGACGUCAGGAGACCCGACCAGUGGGUGCGGAAGCUGGUUGGCCAUAAGCAGGAGGUCUGCGGUCUCAAGUGGAAUUCGGACGACAGGCAGCUGGCCUCGGGCGGCAACGACAACAAGCUGAUGGUCUGGGAGGAUCUCAACGAAACGCCGCUGUGGAAGUUCUCGGACCACACUGCAGCCGUCAAGGCCAUCGCCUGGUCGCCACACCAGCGCGGUCUCCUCGCAUCAGGUGGUGGCACGGCCGACCGCAGGAUCAUUUUCCACGACACGCUCAAGGGAAGCGUCAUUAACGAGGUCGACACGGGCAGCCAGGUCUGCAAUAUCGCCUGGUCUAAGAACUCGAACGAGAUCGUCUCGACGCACGGCUACAGCCAGAACCAAAUUGUUGUGUGGAAGUACCCAUCCAUGACCCAGGUCGUCAGCCUGACAGGCCACACAUACCGAGUUCUCUACCUUGCCAUGAGCCCCGACGGGCGCGUGGUUGUAACAGGUGCGGGUGAUGAGACGCUGCGGUUCUGGAAUGUGUUUGGCCGAAAACCAGGCUCAAGAGAGGAUACAGAUGGAGGAGGGCGCCUGUCGGACUGGCCCAUCAUCCGCUGA
Cryphonectria parasitica EP155 is the source of this 1803-nucleotide messenger RNA. Its product is annotated as WD40 repeat-like protein. The record is from RefSeq and is a predicted model, not a curated record. The coding region runs from base 1 to 1803 and encodes 600 amino acids. NCBI's taxonomy places the organism in Eukaryota, Fungi, Ascomycota, Sordariomycetes, Diaporthales, Cryphonectriaceae. Gene Ontology annotation, biological process: positive regulation of ubiquitin protein ligase activity; anaphase-promoting complex-dependent catabolic process; positive regulation of anaphase-promoting complex-dependent catabolic process. Gene Ontology annotation, cellular component: anaphase-promoting complex. Gene Ontology annotation, molecular function: protein binding; anaphase-promoting complex binding; ubiquitin ligase activator activity. The transcript has 3 exons.